This is a messenger RNA of Wyeomyia smithii (pitcher-plant mosquito), 1565 nucleotides long. It is a transcript of the gene Idh3b, whose product is annotated as isocitrate dehydrogenase [NAD] subunit beta, mitochondrial. The transcript is spliced from 5 exons. The record is from RefSeq and is a predicted model, not a curated record. Gene Ontology annotation, molecular function: magnesium ion binding; NAD binding; oxidoreductase activity, acting on the CH-OH group of donors, NAD or NADP as acceptor. Lineage: Eukaryota; Metazoa; Arthropoda; Insecta; Diptera; Culicidae. Gene Ontology annotation, biological process: tricarboxylic acid cycle; isocitrate metabolic process. Gene Ontology annotation, cellular component: mitochondrion. The coding region runs from base 172 to 1284 and encodes 370 amino acids.
AGCGAUUUUUCCUUGGUUUUUUCGCUGCAGCUGGCGGGUGCGCACUUUCCACAUUGGUCACACGACGAGAACGGCAAAACGCUGAAAAAAGAUUUAAUUUUCCACACAGUGACCAAUUGUAAGGUGACCUAUCUCCGGUGAAUUCUUUACACUCAUUACAAUCGUAGAAAAAUGUCCUUUAUCGCUCGCAACGUCGCACGAAGCCUUGUGCAGCUUUCAUCCCGUAGCAUUCAUUCAUCUGUCGCUGCACAAACACCUGCUUGGUCCAAGACAGAUGGCCGAAUUACCUGCACCAUGAUACCCGGCGAUGGCGUUGGGCCGGAACUAAUGUACGCUGUUCAGGAGGUAUUCAAAGCCGCUGAUGUUCCGGUAGACUUUGAGACGUUUUUCCUAUCGGAAGUGAAUCCGGUGCUAAGCUCACCGCUGGAGGAUGUCGUGCGAUCUAUUAAUAAAAACAGGGUCUGUCUGAAAGGCAUUUUGGCCACACCUGAUUACAGUCACACUGGAGAGCUGGAAACGUUGAACAUGAAACUGCGAAACGAAUUGGAUCUCUACGCUAACGUAGUGCAUGUGGUCAGCUUGGAUGGAGUCGUUACACGGCAUAAGGGCAUUGACACUGUUGUUAUUCGCGAACAAACCGAAGGCGAGUAUUCUGCCCUUGAGCAUGAAUCUGUACCUGGGGUGAUCGAAUGUCUGAAGGUUAUCACAGCUCAGAAAUCGGCCCGCAUCGCCAAGUUCGCGUUUGAUUAUGCCACGAAACACAACCGCAAGAAGGUCACCUGCGUACAUAAGGCUAACAUUAUGAAGCUUGGCGAUGGUCUGUUCCUGAAAAAGUGCGAAGAGAUUGCUAAGCUGUACCCAAGAAUUCAGUUCGAGAAAAUGAUUGUGGAUAACACCACGAUGCAGAUGGUGAGCAACCCGAAUCAGUUCGAUGUAAUGGUAGCACCGAAUCUCUACGGUAACAUCAUUGAUAACCUGGCAUCUGGACUUGUAGGCGGUGCCGGAGUUGUGGCAGGUGCUUCCUACUCUGCCGAGCAUGCUGUUUUUGAGCCGGGCGCACGACACACAUUCGCCAUGGGUGUCGGCCGCAACAUUGCCAACCCCACUGCCAUCCUGCUGUGCUCCUCCAAAAUGUUGCGCCAUGUCAACCUGAUGCACUACAGUCAGAUGAUCUUCCAAGCGGUGCAGAAUGUACUCAAAUCAGGCAAGGUUCGCACCAAAGACCUGGGUGGCCAGUCGACCACCAACGAGUUUACCAACGCAGUCAUCCACAAUUUGCGAUAAAUGGGUGCAUCCGUAAAGUUUCGAAGUCCGUCGUACUUGACUUGACGCUGCUCCACUAGCGCAUGAAGAAACGUAAUAACCCAAAACUGUAUUAAAUGCCACCUAUGUAGCAUACCACUACUAAGUCGAUUAUUACUCAUCAACCUCGGUAACGUCUCAUCGUUCCGUACCCGCCCGCGUUAUUUAAUUGGACAUAUUUAUUGUUACGAAAAAAACCCGAUAUUGAUAAAAAGUUUAUUUAAUUUCUAGCAAAUUUGCAAUAAAAAGUUUGAAUAAUCGUG